GAUGACAAUGCCCCAGUUUAGCGGGCUAGUAAAUUUCUCUCAGAGAACAUUGUUCGAAGCCCAAAUUAAAAGAACUGAAUCGGGCUACCACAGUUAAUCGAGUUUUGCUGGUUUCAUUUGAACUUCUUUUGGUCCUACAGUUUCUUGGGAUCUAUAUUGUUCAGAACUUCAAAUUCAAAUUAACUCAGUGCAGUUUGUGCGCGCAAUGGAGGUUCGGUACACGAAGCUCCAUGACAAAAUGGAGGUUCUGUACACGAAGCUCCAUGACAAGUACACCGAAGUCAAGACUAAGAAAUUAUCUGAUUUGGAACACCUUAACGAAGAACAACAGCUUAAAUUCAUCAAUUGCUUGUCCGCUGCAGAAGAGGUCAUAGAGCACUUGAAGACCGAGAAGGAAGAGCUUCUUGGACAAGUCAAUGAUUUGAGAGUCGAGCUCGCUUCACUAAGGGCUGCCAAAGACAACCAGUUAGCGGACUAUCAGAUGCUUUUGAUGGAGGAAAGCCACAAAAAUGAAGCUCUUUCUGAAGAAGUGGAGAAAUUGCAGCAGCUUUGCCAGGAAGGAGCAUCUCAAGAUUUAAAUAAUAGCAGAAGGAUCGUGGCUGUAGAUGAUCAGUUUAAGGCUAACUCUAACAGAUCAUAUGUAAGAAUGACUAGAAAACGUAUAAGACAGAAUGCUUUGAAGGACGAAGCAAGGUUUAUAUCUUUUGAAAAUGAUCAAGUUAAUUCUGUUGAGAGAGAAUCAAUGCACAAUGCCUGCAAGGAGACAGCAUCUGGUACGCUGUUAGAGUGCGGUAGCGAGGCUAAUGUUCUAUCAGGCCUUGAUUUACAGGAAACUGGCCAUGGUGACUGGCUUAUUCCAGUUCUUUUUGAAUAUGCACUGGGAAUGAAAUUUUCCACUUACUGUCAAACUGGACGGAUAUGCCUUUCUGCACUGCAUCUAUCAAGCGGCUACUCCUUCAGUUUAUCAUGGAUUUGCAAAGCCCCUGAAGAGGAAGCAGAGCUGAUGUACCAUGUUUUAUCUCUCGGUACAUUUGAAAGAGUGGCGCCAGAAUGGAUGAGAGAGGACAUUGUGUUCAGCCCUAGCAUGUGCUCCGUAUUCUUUGAAAGGAAUAGUAAGUUGUGCUGUACGAGUGAACUUGUUUCUCCCGAAACCCAUUUCAUAUGCCAUCUGCAAAAAGAAUUUGUAAAAGGUAUUUGGAAGAGCAUUUUUACAUGCUUCUUAAAAUUGUAAUUACCAGACAUUUAUUUGUUAAAAUUGUGAUUACAAGA
Vigna radiata var. radiata (mung bean) is the source of this 1269-nucleotide messenger RNA. RefSeq lists its product as uncharacterized. The transcript is spliced from 9 exons. The record is from RefSeq and is a predicted model, not a curated record. Bases 206 to 1231 code for a protein of 341 amino acids. Gene Ontology annotation, biological process: developmental process involved in reproduction. NCBI's taxonomy places the organism in Eukaryota, Viridiplantae, Streptophyta, Magnoliopsida, Fabales, Fabaceae.